Messenger RNA from Drosophila grimshawi, 1203 nucleotides. RefSeq lists its product as uncharacterized. The record is from RefSeq and is a predicted model, not a curated record. NCBI's taxonomy places the organism in Eukaryota, Metazoa, Arthropoda, Insecta, Diptera, Drosophilidae. The coding region runs from base 65 to 640 and encodes 191 amino acids. The transcript has a single exon.
CAAUUUCGUAGCAGAGCAUUUCAAAAUUGUGUGUGUGUAUUUGAAUAGAACUAAAACAAAUAAAAUGGAAAAGGAACCCGAGGAGCGCUUCUUUGACUGCUGCUGUGGCAGUGAAAGUGAAGCUGAAAGUGAUCUCGAAUCUAUUGUCCGGACCAAUGACUACAACUGCUCCCUGCUCAGCUGUCCCACGAAUGUCUUCGAAAUGCGCAGAGCAUUGGAGCGUGCGGCCAACACGGCUCAGAUUCUGCUCCGAGGUCUGGGUGUGCAUGGCGAUAAAGAUGGGGCUGCUGCUGGGAAUACGGCUUGCAGCUGCAUGCGCUUCUAUCCGGCCACAUUGGAGAUAUCCGCACGUCUACAUACGGAUACAUCUUGCGGCUGUCCGCCGCACUGCCAGUGUGUGAUGCGUGGCGAUCCGGUGACACUUAAACUGCCCAUGGAAUUGAAUCCGGCCAACGGUCAUGUCAACGUCAACAUAUUUCAGCCAAAGCCAACAAAGCCAACAAAGCCACUCGGUGGCGGCGCUGGCGACAGGCCAAUCUCCUCCUCCCUAAGUGCUCCCAGCACGCUCAGUCGGCAUUCACAGCGCCAUGGGGGCGACAGGAAAGGUGGUAGACGAGUGCGUUGGCCGGAUGCCAUAUAGAUGUCGAUGUCGAUGUGGAUGGGGAUGUGGAUGUGGAGAUCUCUGCAGAUUAUGCAAGUGGAGUUUUUGUCAUGGAUUUCGUUUGCUCAUAAAAGUUGGUCGUGUAUCUGAUUGUGGAGAGUCUACAAUCCGAAAUUAGUGCUUAAAACCGGAAUCUCCAGCGAUUAUCCUCAAAAGAAAUGUAUUUCUGUGGAUAAUCCGGAAUCUCUUGUGAUAUUUCUGUGGAGAGUCUACCAGCCGUAAUCUCCUGCGAUUAAAUUCAAGUGAGGAGUUGCUUAAGUUUAAUAUAAAACAUUUCUAUGGAGAGUCUACCAGCCGCAAUAUCCGGCGAUUAUCCUCAAAUGAGAAACUGCUUAGGCCUCAUCUAAAAUAUUUCUGUGGAGAGUCCGGAAUCUCUUGUGAUAGUCUUGUGGAGUGUCUACAAGCUGCAAUCCCCUGCGAUUAUCCUCAAAUGAGGAGCUGUCAAAGUUGAAACUAAAUUAUUGUAUUAUCGAUGUGCAAAAAAUUCAAGUCCAAACCCAACACAUAUCGUUGUAAAUUGAAUAAAACUUGAUCUACUAGAA